CGUUGCAAAACCAUAUAGAAAAGAAAAGAUGACUCAGGGAAGAGGCUUCAGUGCAAUCAUCGUAUCGUUGUGUGUGUUCCUCCUUCUGUCUGAUAUGGCUCAUGCAACAACUUAUGUUGUUGGUGAUGACAAGGGUUGGGCCUUUAACACAAGCAAUUGGCCAGGUGGAAAGAGAUUUAAGGCUGGUGAUGUACUAGUAUUUAAUUAUGAUCCUUCGAAUCACGAUGUGACGAAAGUUGAUGUGAAUGGAUAUCAGUCAUGCGAUUCUUCAAAAGCAUCAGAAAAGCAUCGUUCAGGGCAUGAUCAGAUCACACUUAGCUCAGGAACAACCUAUUUCAUCUGCUCUAUUCCUGGUCACUGCCAGCAAGGGAUGAAAAUUGCGAUUCAUGCUUCAUGAAUUAAGCUUAGUUCAUAGCCACCUAUGUCUUUUUUUUCUUCAUUCUUUUCUAGGAUUCUAUGUAUCAUCCAUUUUGGUUGAACAUAUGU
Molecule: messenger RNA, 486 nt
Organism: Vigna radiata var. radiata (mung bean)
Lineage: Eukaryota; Viridiplantae; Streptophyta; Magnoliopsida; Fabales; Fabaceae
Product: basic blue protein-like
Exons: 2
Coding region: 29-397 (122 amino acids)
Cellular component (GO): plasma membrane
Molecular function (GO): electron transfer activity
Source: RefSeq, a predicted model, not a curated record